CCUUUUUUUCCCUCUCUCCUCUUUAGUCAGAGCAGUUCGCAUGAAGGCGACGGCAGACUCCAAGCACGCUGCCCGUGGGAAGAACACAGAACUGAGCCUCCAGCCAUCAGCAGAGCCCGUAAAACACCCCCAGUUGGGAUUAUCUAUCGGACGGGGCGUUAGCAGGGACCUGGAGGCCCCCCUGCACCCAACCACAGGAGUGAGGUACCUGGGUUCACCACUGCCCUCUCCCCCCCGGAUCAAGAACACAACACAAUGAACAAGAUGAAGAACUUCAAGCGCCGCUUCUCGCUGUCAGUGCCUCGGACAGAGACGAUCGAAGAGACCGAGUUCACAGAGCAGAUAAACCAGCUCAACAUUCACCACAAUGAAGGCUUGGUGCCAGACCGGCUGGGACUCCACGGCCCCCUCCCUGGGGACGUCCGGGGCCACUCCCCCACCCAUCUGCAGUUCCACCACAGGCACCAGCACCGCCGCUUCUCAAUGGAGGACGUCAGCAAGCGCAUGUCCCUGCCGAUGGACAUCCGCUUGCCGCCGGAGUUUCUGAGGAAGCUGCAGCUCGAAAGCCCGCCGACCGACAAGCCCCUCAGCCGGGUGUCCCGUCGUGCCUCCCUGUCUGACAUUGGCUUUGGGAAACUGGAGACCUAUGUGAAGUUAGGCAAACUGGGGGAGGGGACCUAUGCCACCGUGUUCAAAGGUCGCAGUAAACUGACAGAGAACCUGGUGGCCCUGAAAGAGAUUCGCCUGGAGCACGAGGAAGGGGCGCCCUGCACCGCCAUUCGGGAAGUAUCGCUGCUAAAAAACCUGAAGCAUGCCAACAUCGUGACCCUGCAUGACAUCAUCCACACCGAUCGCUCCCUCACCCUUGUCUUCGAGUAUUUGGACAGCGACUUGAAACAGUACCUGGACAGCUGUGGGAGUCUGAUGAGCAUGCACAAUGUCAAGAUAUUUAUGUUCCAACUCCUGCGUGGGCUGUCCUACUGCCACAAGAGGAAGAUUCUCCACAGAGACCUGAAGCCACAGAACCUGCUCAUUAACGAGAGAGGGGAACUAAAGCUGGCCGACUUCGGCUUGGCCCGGGCUAAAUCUGUUCCUACCAAGACCUACUCAAACGAGGUGGUGACGCUAUGGUAUCGCCCCCCAGAUGUACUCCUGGGAUCCACAGAGUACUCUACGCCCAUAGACAUGUGGGGGGUGGGCUGUAUCCUGUUUGAGAUGGCAACAGGGCGGCCGCUGUUCCCAGGCUCCACCGUGAAAGAGGAGCUUCAUCUCAUCUUUCGGCUCAUGGGAACGCCGACCGAGGAGACCUGGCCUGGGAUCACAGCCAAUGAGGAGUUCAGGUCAUACCAAUUCCCACAGUACAGAGCCCAGCCACUCAUCAACCACGUUCCCAGGUUAGACACAGAGGGAAUGGACCUUCUCUCAAGUUUGCUUUUGUAUGACACCAGAGAGAGGAUUUCCGCUGAAGCGUCUUUGAGAUUCCCAUAUUUCAAGAGCAUGGGGGAGCACAUCCACACCCUGCCUGACACGGCCUCAGUGUUCACUGUUAGAGAGUUUCAGCUGCAGAAGGACCCUGGACUUCGAGGAUCAGUAUUUCAACACGCAGCCCGGGGGAAAAACCGUCGACAGAGCAUCUUCUAACCGUGCGAAGCCGGGCGUGGCACGGGCACGGACGUCCCACUGCAGCAGAACGCAGGAGGCGCUGAAGGACCCGGCGGGAUGGGGCCCCUCUGGCCAUUUGGAGAAAUCACGGCCCAAGUUCGGGGGUGUUUGGAGUUUGGAGACGAGGGGUUUGCACUGACAUUCUUUAGACGUGGGGUAUGGCCCCCUCUAGUCUAAAGUAGGCCACUACAUAGUUGUAAACUAACUGACUUUGAGUUCAAACACUGGUUUUAAAAAUAAAUUAGAAAAAGGUGGGAAACCCUUCAUACCGAGUGAGACUGUUCCAGUCGGAGGCAUCUCAUCUGGUUACAAAUAAGAAAUAAGCCACUGAUAUUAAAGAGUUACAUAAUCCACAUAGGUCUCUCCUAUAUGUGUCUAAUUCUCUGGUGAAACCAGCUCACCGUGUCCAGUUCUCUGGUAAAACCAGUUCACCGUUUAGUCCCUGGCAGAACAUUUUGUUUGCAGUUAGACCCGUAUGUGUGUGUGUGUGUGAGUGAGUGCAUGCAAGUGCCUAUCUCUGAGAUGUCCACAAUUAAUUUGUGGGCUUAACUAGGUUAAACAAAAUCCCUGUUUAUGUUAGGUGUAAUCAGUUAUCAUAAUUCUGUACAUUUCAGUAAAUAAUAUAUAUUUGAUCCAAUCUAUGUUUAUUCAUUUUUUAUUUUGAUAAAUACAGCUGUAAAAUUAACUGAUGUCAUCUCAGGAAAAAAAUAAAAAAGUUACAAGAUUGACAACAUAUUUCAGUGCAAUCUGGGUCCCUAAUAGACAGGCCAUCCUAAUCCAUACUGCUUUCCCAUUGGAGACAGCAGAUAACUCAGUGGGACAUAUCUCAUUAAUUUGUCAUGAUUCCUCCUCCUCUUAGCAUUUUUAAACUUGAUUCAAGGAGUUUCCACCAUGUAACCCCAAGACUAUUAAAGGCCUCCCCCACCACUAACAGGUAGCACCAACACCAGAACAGCAUUCAUAACUUGUGUGAGUAAUACAGCCUAUGUUCUACUCAUAUGCUAUAUGAUACGUUAGAGAAGGUCAGUGCACUUUAAUGAAUUUGCUUUUUGAAAUGUUUAAAAAAACAAAACUGUCUAGGAAAGUGGAAACGAUGUCCGACAUAAGGCGUAUGGAUAAGGCAUUUUGAUUGAAGAUUACAGACAGUACAAUAGAUCAGGAGUUUCUUGGUGUUUUAAGAAUUACAUUUAGUAUCAAAAUGUAUAAAAAUAUGUUCCGUAUAUUCUUAAAUGGUGGUAAUAUAUAUCGUUUGUUAUGGACUACUGUAUUUGCUCAGUUCGCUUUUGCAGGAAAAAGACUGCAUAUUGUGCUACUCAAAGAGUAGCAUCGGCACAAUAGUAUUUGCACAAAAUAAGCAGCCAUUUUAUAGCUCGCACAAAACCAUAAAUGUCCUGAAUUCAUCCUUGGAGCUAAGAUCCCAUAUGACUUAAGAUCGUCGUGUGACUAAAAAGGAACAUAUGUAGGGACAAUGAAGGGGGGAAAUCAACUUGUAUAACUAACACGGUCACAUGACGCAGCACCGGAGCUGCGUCAAUUAGCACCCCCAUGAAACGAGUGAUGUCAAACAAGGUACUAGGCCACUGCCUUUAUAGAUUCCUCACGCUGCCAAAAAAAAGUCAAUGUUGCUAUAAAAAUGCACAUCAAUUGCCUGGUUUAAACGAAGCAUAAAAAUAACCUUUUAUAUGGCUAUUCUUUAGCAUGUUUAACUGGGCGUAACAACGCUAACAGAACAUGGUUCUACAUUGGGAUGAUGCAUCAUACUGUAUGUCCGUUGCGCUAUUCAGACACCAUUAGUUCACUUUACAUGCGGACGAAAUGUAUAUGACAUGGUAUCGUUUUAAUGGUUAAGAAUUGGACCCAUCCAAUGCCUAGAACCCAAAAAUAAAUUUCAGUCCACGGUGCAUUGAGAAACUCAAUUUCUCUCCAUUUACCUUCACACUACAAUGCAUUACAAAUGUGUUGCAUAAAUCAAUAAAUCACUCAUAAAAUGCAUUGCGACUCGUAAUAUGUUAAAUAGAGAGUGCACCUAAGCGGCAAAUGGGAGCAAGUGGCGGAAAGCUACAGAAAUGGGAGGGGGAGGAGAGAACCAUUAAAGUUCAUGGUCUGGGUGCUACACUUUCCGAAAUGGAUUUCUAGCUGGAUGAUUCAGUGACUGUUUUGAAAGUACUGUACUGUAUUUGACUGAGCUGAGAAAUGUGUGUUGAUGUGGAAAAGACUGAAAGUGAUAGCAAUCGUGUCAUUUAAAUUAAAGUAAGCCACCAUUUUAUUUUAGCAUCACUGAAGCUAGGGUAGUUCUCCGUUUGAUGUGGUACAUAAAUAUAUUUUAAAUACUGUACAUGUAGCUGAAAAGAUUGAUGUGUAUUUUAACCCCACUAUUUUCACUAUUAUCUGUAAAAUUUAUGACAGACAAGAGAUGACUGUGUUUUAAAUGACUACAUGAUAUGGUUUUUAUUUUUUAUUUUGAUUAAAUGUAGUAUAUGUUGCUCUUUUGUAUGGAAUGUUACAUUGAAUAUUUGGAGUAAAUUAUCUGUUCCAUUAAGUUGUACUGAAACUGAAUGUAUUGUGACUGCUACAAUGCCAAAACAGAUUAAAUCCAUGAAGUACAAAAUAAAUUAUAUAUAUAAUACCUUGA
Molecule: messenger RNA, 4294 nt
Organism: Conger conger (European conger)
Lineage: Eukaryota; Metazoa; Chordata; Actinopteri; Anguilliformes; Congridae
Gene: cdk18
Product: cyclin dependent kinase 18
Exons: 16
Coding region: 256-1641 (461 amino acids)
Biological process (GO): protein phosphorylation
Cellular component (GO): cytoplasm; nucleus
Molecular function (GO): protein kinase activity; ATP binding
Source: RefSeq, a predicted model, not a curated record